UUGGCAGCACUGGCUCAUUUCGCCGCAUUUUAUUACUUCCAAGCGCGCAGAACAUUAAGUAAUUUCGAAACUAAGUUUUAGUACAUGUUUAACAGUGGUGUAAUUUAGUAAAUAAUAAUGCAACUAGUGGAAAAUAAUGCAAAAAGAUAACAUUUCGAACAUGGAUUUGCAGCAGUUUUUGUGUAUGCAGCGCAAGCAGCUGGAACAGGACCGUCAGCGGCUCAGUGCAGCUAGUAAUUGCACGAAAAGCAAUAACAUAAACAAAGCCAAUACACAAUCGUCCUGUCCGGCGGCCCUAUUAAUGCAAAUGGAUAACUUUGUACCCGUGCAAUGUCAGCGCAUGGCCAACAGCAGCGGUGGGUGCAAUGAACCCGCAACAGCGUCGUCUUCUGCCUUGGCAACGGCAACGGCCAACCAAAGCGACGACCUGCAACUGGAACUGGAGGAGCCGGAGCAGGAGCAGGGGCAGGGGUUGCUGGAUGAAAAGGCCAGCACAUCGCUGAUUAAAUCGGCCAAGGAAUUUGUGAAUCAACGUGAGCUGCUCGUUGGCAGUGCGCGACAAUACAAAUCGCCAAAUGCGUCGUAUCGCAAUUCGGAAAGCGAGCGACCCCAAAGCGAGAAUCGCUUGCCAAUUAGGCGGCACAGAGAGGCGGAUGAUAUGGAGCAAUGGGUUACGGACACAUUUUAUUCGUAUUUUCCCGGCUUUAACAAUGAAAAUCAGAAACGACAGAAUUAUUUGCGUGAGCGACAGCGCGAGAAUCAGCAGAACUUUCUUAAGCACCAGAUGCUACAUCCGCCGGCGACGAAGCAGCGACGUCAGGUGAAGCUGUCCCAGCCUCCGCUGGAGGAGUUGCAAACGGCGCGCUCGACUCAAUCCACAAGCACAAGCACGUCGAACAGCAGAACGGAUAAGACUGACCUAGAAUUAAUUGUAAAUAGUAAUCCCAACUUCGUGCCCCCCAAAGCUCGGACUGGCACCACACGACAACAGCUGCUCCAAGACCUGGGUCACGUGGAGCUCUCCAAUAUUGUCACUGGCGAUGGCAUCAUGGAGCGCAAUAUGCGCAGUGCUGAACUGGAAACGGCGCGCAAAAAGGACUAUCAACGGGACCUAAUGCAACAGAUAGAGGAUAAACGUCGCUCCAUAGAAAUUCUUAGAGAAAAGGAGCGCAGGCAGGAGGAGGCCCUGACCAGACGCUUGGAAGCACAGUUGAAAACAAUACAUUUAGAAGAGCAGCUGGAGAAGCAGCGGCAGCGGGCUGAAAAGGCACGUAUGGACUCGGAGCACAAUCGAUUGAUGCGGGAACAGCUUCUGGCAAAGCUGGAGUCGGAUGCGCAGUUGUUGCAAGCCAAGGAACACAAUAAUUUAGCCGGAUCCGUUAGGAUGGGAAAUGCUAAAGCUGAUAAAAACGAUAACAACGACAAUUCCAGCAAAGACAACUAUACAAACACCAACAAGGUGUACAAAUACUUCAGCAAUUCGGCACGUCACGAAUAUCGGCGAGGUCAGCCGCUGCCGGCGGGCGUAGAGCUUGAUUUUGAGCUGCCGGAAAUGGCGAAAAUUGAACGCGAGUGCUUCCAUUUGUGCGAAAAGAUAUGUCCGCUCUGCGAUGAGCCGCUAAGGAGCUAUGAGAGCUGCUGUCUGCGCUGCCAGCGUAAAUUAGCGCUUAAAAUUAAGCAGAAGCGUCAGCCCAGCGAUGAAGGAGCCCCUCACGACGAGAAGACGAAUGAAGCUGCGGAUGCAGUUGACCAUAAUUGCCAAAACAGCUUUGCGAUGGUUUGCCUAAAGUGUGAACGUCUCUAUGCACUUUGUAGCCAAUGUCUGGACAAGAGCGAUGUGUGUCGUGCGUGUCAGCGGGAGCGAAAUGUGUGCAUGAACUGUCGCCGAAACCUCUGCUCGUUUUGUCUUGAGGAAAUUGCCUGUGGCAAGGAUACUGAACGUACUCAUGUAAAUGAGCAAGAUCAUGAACAAAAACAGCAAUCGGAUGAUGCCUUUCGGGUACUGGAACUAAAUUACAUUGUGCCAUCGUCGGCACAAGAAACGACUGCCUCGAAUCCAGUUGACGCUGACUCGCCUCCAUACUCUUUCAACAUUUCACCCAACUCUGUGUUCCAUGACGAUUACAAGUCCACUCCAGUGAAGCCACUGUUGAUCGAUCAACUGCCCAUCGCAUCGGGCAGUGCGAACAAUAGCUUCGAGCUGGACAGCACCGAUGAGCAAGCCAUGGAACGCGUGCGCCGUCAGACGGAUAAGCGUCUGUCUCGCUAUCUCAAGAACUAUGGGGAUUUGGCGUCCAAGCAUCAACAGCAACAGCAACUGCGCAGCAAAAGUGAAUCGCGUCAUCGCGGAACACAAACGACGCCACUAUCUUUAGGUAGGCGGGAUGUAGUGCUACACGAGAUACCCACACAAAAUCUAUCGAUGCCAUUGUUGCGGGAAAUGCCAAAGAUGACGCGCAAAGGGACGGGAUCCACUUAUACCGACAGCAGUCAACGAAAAAUGGAUAAUCUCAAGAAACGCUGGGAGGUGCCUGCGGUGCAAAAGUUUACCGUGUCAACGUCGUCGCCUAAAAUACUGACUCAAGUGGGCGCUAUACGUAAACAACUGCAGGCUGCGCGAUUCUUUGACGAUGUCCAGGACGAGAUGGACGAAGAUUACUGACCGAAAGCGAACAACAACUUUUCAACUAUUGAACAAGUUGUUCUGUUUAGUUUUCCAGUCUUACCCAUUUUUAGUUAUCUUGCACAUUCGAUUUUCAAUUUAUCACAAUUCGUUUUAAUUUAUUUGGUUGGUCUAUCAAAAUUCUAACCCUCUGAGAUAUUAAAUACACUUAUAUGAAACCAUGUGCUUCUGCUGUCCCAUGCAGCGUCAAAUUGUAUAUUUAAGGCAUAAAGUUUGUUAAAGUUUUUACAAAUAUAUAUAUAAACCAACGCAUUAGCCUGAUA
This is a messenger RNA of Drosophila innubila, 2946 nucleotides long. RefSeq lists its product as uncharacterized. Bases 137 to 2662 code for a protein of 841 amino acids. The record is from RefSeq and is a predicted model, not a curated record. Lineage: Eukaryota; Metazoa; Arthropoda; Insecta; Diptera; Drosophilidae. The transcript is spliced from 7 exons.